CAUGUACAUAAUCCCGGAGUUGACCCAGAAAAUAGGCAGUCGUUUUCAAGAUCUGAUGCGGCAGAGUCUUUUGUGCACCCCGUCCCCCCUCUGCCCGAGCAUGAAGCGUAACCCUGCGGAAUACACACUGUGAUUCAGAGGAGCACCGGUCCAUUUUUUUUUUACGCACGGAGCCGAAGCGAGUCGCGCAACUUUAGGCAAACGAGGAUCAGGACAGGAGGCAUGGCCGACCAUCUGAUGAUGCCCAUGAAUCACAGCUCAGCGGGCGCCAGUCUCCACGGUUACAGGAUGGGCAUGAACGGCGGCCUGCAGGCGGGUCACCAGCAGCAUGCCAGCCAACAGGGCAUGCGGGCGCUGCCCAACGGCCAGAUGAUGCACUACGGUGGCGCCCAGGCCAACAUGGAGUCCGCCAUGAGGCAGCGGCAGGGCAUGGUGGGCGGACCCAUGAACGGACAGCUGAACGGGGCCCAGAUGGGUCACCACCAAAUGACCUCUGGGAACAUGAUGUAUAACGGCCAGCCCCAGCAGCAGCAGCACCAUCCUCAGCAGCAGCAUCACAUGCACCCACAGCAGCACCAGCACCAAGCUCAGCACCCGCAGCAGCAGCAGCAGCAGCACCCGCAGCAGCAGCAGCACCCGCAGCAGCAGCACCCACAGCAACAGCACCCACAGCAACAGCACCCACAGCAACAGCACCCACAGCAGCAGCAGCAACAACAACAACAACAACAACAACAACAACAGUUCAUGAAUGGAGGGUUAACAUCCCAACAGCUCAUGGCCAGCAUGCAGCUGCAGAAACUCAACACCCAGUACCACGGACACCCACUGGGGCCUAUGGGUGGGAACCACAUGGGGCCCACAACCCAGUAUCGCAUGAACCCGGCUCAGCUGGCUAACAUGCAGCACAUGGCAGGGCCGGCCCUGGCCCUGAAUGGCAUGGACGCGGACAUGAUAGACGAGGAGGUCCUGACCUCGCUGGUCAUGGAGCUGGGCCUGGACCGGGUCCAGGAGCUGCCGGAACUCUUCCUUGGCCAGAAUGAGUUUGACUUCAUUUCGGACUUUGUCAGCAAACAGCAACCCAGCACCGUGAGCUGCUGAGAGGACCCGAUUUGCAAACGAGGCACAAACGAACGCAGAGGAGUGAGAAUUGUCCAGGAUGGAUAACGGGUGCUCAUCUCUUCACUUUUUAUUUUGUGGGCACCUCCCUGUACAACUGCACCAAGCUGCGGCACGGAGUGCACAGAAGAGAACUUUGGAUAUCCACAGCGAAAUGCACAGUGCUCAUGUCUCGUGUGUGCUGGUGGCCAGAGGGUGGCUGGCUUCAGGGCUUGGUUCCACCUCUCCCAUUUCCUGGACAUGAAUGUACUAAAGAAAUGCUGAAAUUCUUUGAAGCCACUCUGAACAAUGCUAUGACACUGUGCAGCUCCCAAGCCAGGACUCUGUGACAGUUUACCAGUUGAAAGGGUGUAUUUAUUUAUUCCUAACUGAGAAAACUGAUAUAAAGAACAACCACCUUCUCCAUUAUUGGAACCAAGUGGCUUCAAUAAUUUUUUUUUUCCCUGAGAGUAGUGCGGGGGAGAAAAUUGAAUUUAAGUUCUCCGCUCAUGAUUAUUUUUCCAAUUCUAAUUGGCCUAGUAUUAAAAAUAAGCUCGGAUGACAAGGUCAUCUAAAAGGAGCUGGGAUUUUUCUAUCACUAAAAUCAAGACGCGACAGAAUUAAAAUGUUAUGUGAUUUGAAUGGGAGUCUCAUCCAGAUUUUAAAAAUGGUUCACUUUUGUUAAAGGUGCUGCCUUUUUUAGAUGUGAUGUUCUCGAAAACCUACUGCUUGUACUGUAUGAAGCUGUAUAACUCCAACGUGUCCACACUGUUUGUGUUCUAUUUGGAGAUGUAGAACCGCCUUAAUCACGCAGAUUCUUAUUUAUUGGUUGUUUAUAUUGUCCCCUUUUUUGUGGUCAAGAUGGGGGGUGGUCUUUGUGAAAGGGGUUUUGAGGAUCAAUAAAGAUGGCCUGGUUAGAA
Messenger RNA from Scophthalmus maximus (turbot), 2018 nucleotides. RefSeq names its product Cbp/p300-interacting transactivator, with Glu/Asp-rich carboxy-terminal domain, 4b (gene cited4b). The transcript is spliced from 2 exons. Gene Ontology annotation, cellular component: nucleus. Gene Ontology annotation, biological process: regulation of DNA-templated transcription. NCBI's taxonomy places the organism in Eukaryota, Metazoa, Chordata, Actinopteri, Pleuronectiformes, Scophthalmidae. The record is from RefSeq and is a predicted model, not a curated record. Bases 223 to 1101 code for a protein of 292 amino acids.